AUGGUUAGUGUCCUUUCUGCUAGUUCUCAGGUUGGUGAUUUGGAUCUUGGCAAAUGGGUUCACAAUUAUUUGAGGUCAGAAGGCAGCAAAGGCAUUCUUCAAUCAAACAAAAUUCUGGCAACUGCAUUGAUAGACAUGUAUUGUAAGUGCGGGAGGCUGGAGGGGGCUAAAGAAGUUUUUGAUCAGAUGAUAUGCAAAGAUAUUGUCUCGUUCAAUGCUAUGAUCAUGGGCCUUGCAAUGAAUGGUGAAGGAGAAGAGGCAUUGUGGCUAUUUUCCAGCAUCCAAGAUUUAGGUCUGCAUCCUGAUUCUAGCACAUUUCUUGCAGCUUUAUGUGCAUGCAGCCACUCAGGUUUGUUGGAGGAGGGACAGAGGAUCUUUUCAGAGAUGCAGAUGAGAAUUUCAGUCUCUCCCAGUUUGGAACACUAUGCCUCUUAUAUUGAUCUCCUUUCACGUGGAGAACUAGCUCAGCAUGUAUCGAAAAAGCUUGUGCAGGUCGACCCUGAAAACUCUGCUGGUUAUGUGAUGUUGGCAAAUGCAUUUGCAGCUGACAGGCAAUGGGAUGAUGUCUCGGUUCUGAGGUGGGUCAUGAGGGAAAGGGGGGUCAAGAAGCAGCCAGGGCAUAGCUGGAUCCAAAUAGAUGGUAUUGUGCAUGAAUUUCUUGUGGGGUCGCCAGGGCAUCCACAAAUGGGGAUGAUAUAUGAAAUUUUAGGCACAUUAGAGAAAGCAAUGAAGGUUCCUUAG
Molecule: messenger RNA, 741 nt
Organism: Eucalyptus grandis
Lineage: Eukaryota; Viridiplantae; Streptophyta; Magnoliopsida; Myrtales; Myrtaceae
Product: pentatricopeptide repeat-containing protein At1g08070, chloroplastic-like
Exons: 2
Coding region: 1-741 (246 amino acids)
Biological process (GO): RNA modification
Molecular function (GO): RNA binding; protein binding
Source: RefSeq, a predicted model, not a curated record